Cebus imitator (Panamanian white-faced capuchin) is the source of this 1178-nucleotide messenger RNA. RefSeq names its product NAD(P)H quinone dehydrogenase 1 (gene NQO1). NCBI's taxonomy places the organism in Eukaryota, Metazoa, Chordata, Mammalia, Primates, Cebidae. Bases 48 to 1034 code for a protein of 328 amino acids. The record is from RefSeq and is a predicted model, not a curated record. The transcript is spliced from 6 exons. Gene Ontology annotation, cellular component: cytosol. Gene Ontology annotation, molecular function: NAD(P)H dehydrogenase (quinone) activity.
CCCAGGACCAGGCGUUGGGUACCACCCUGGUUGGCUGUCCAACUCAAAUGGGCGGGGCAGCAGAUAAAAGAGAGAAUGCGCCGCGCACUCGGGACUCCUGCACGGUUGCAGCCCCUGCAGCUCAGCCCCGGGAACCUACGCCCCCUCGGCCAGGGUCGCCCCAGCAACCACGAGCCCAGCCAAUCAGCGCCCUGGACUGCACUAGAGCCAUGGCCGGCAGAAAAGCACUGAUCGUCCUGGCUCACUCAGAGAGGACGUCCUUCAACUAUGCCAUGAAGGAGGCUGCUGCAGUGGCUUUGAAGAAGAAAGGAUGGGAGGUGGCCGAGUCAGACCUCUAUGCCAUGAACUUCAAUCCCAUCAUUUCCAGAAAGGACUUCACAGGUAAACUGAAGGACCCUGAGAACUUUCAGUAUGCUGCUGAAGCUACUCUGGCUUAUAAAGAAGGCCGUCUGAGCCCGGAUGUUGUGGCUGAACAAAAGAAGCUGGAAGCCGCAGACCUUGUGAUAUUCCAGUUCCCCCUGCAGUGGUUUGGAGUCCCUGCCAUUCUGAAAGGCUGGUUUGAGCGAGUGUUCAUAGGAGAGUUUGCUUACACAUACGCUGCCAUGUACGACAAAGGACCCUUCCGGAGUAAGAAGGCAGUGCUUUCCAUCACCACUGGUGGCAGCAGCUCCAUGUACUCUCUGCAAGGGGUCCAUGGGGACAUGAAUGUCAUUCUCUGGCCAAUUCAGAGUGGCAUUCUGCAUUUCUGUGGCUUCCAAGUCUUAGAACCUCAACUGACAUACAGCAUUGGGCACACUCCAGCAGACACCCAAAUUCAGAUCCUGGAAGGAUGGAAGAAACGCCUGGAGAAUAUUUGGGAUGAGACACCACUGUAUUUUGCUCCAAGCAGCCUCUUUGAUCUAAACUUCCAGGCAGGAUUCUUAAUGAAAAAAGAGGUGCAGAAUGAGGAGAAAAACAAGAAAUUUGGCCUUUCUGUGGGCCAUCACUUAGGCAAGUCCAUACCAACUGACAACCAGAUCAAAGCCAGAAAAUAAGUUUCCUAAGACUGGAUCUCCUCAUAAUAUGUUAUCAGAUCUGGGUAUCUUUCCAAGCUUCCCUGACUCACUUUAGUUUUUAAGAUUUGGGGUUUUUUUUUUCCCACAAGGUAUAAAUAGGAGAGGGAAUCGACUAUAUUCAUG